AUGACAGAAUUUGAGAACAAAUCCUUAGCUGCAAGCCCCAUCAAAGCGUUGUGUUGGUUCCGUAAGGUAGAUGACACAUUCGUAGCACUAAACAAGACUGACAACCGCCAGUCCCUACUUGACCACCUCAACACCCAAAACAACAGGAUACAGUUCACCAUGGAACAAGAAUGCGACAAAACCAUACCGUUUCUGGAUGUACUUAUCAGCAAGAGGAACGACAAACUCCUCACUUCAGUAUACCGCAAACCCACACACUCAGGCCAAUACGUGAAUUACCCAUCUAACCAACCUAAUCGGAUCAAGAGAGGAAUAAUAUCUACCCUAACAAAACGAGCCAUACAGAUAUCCAGCAUCAACCUCCAAGAAGAAAUAAAUCACCUCAAAACAGCCUUCACCCCACCCAAAACCGCCACCCAUUGGUGGGAGACUACUGGGUCAUUGCGCCGCGCUGGCGGGCUAACCCCCUCGGCCACGGAGGCCCCACAUAUAUAA
Messenger RNA from Liolophura sinensis, 495 nucleotides. RefSeq lists its product as uncharacterized. NCBI's taxonomy places the organism in Eukaryota, Metazoa, Mollusca, Polyplacophora, Chitonida, Chitonidae. The transcript has a single exon. Bases 1 to 495 code for a protein of 164 amino acids. The record is from RefSeq and is a predicted model, not a curated record.